Messenger RNA from Cucumis sativus (cucumber), 830 nucleotides. RefSeq names its product ctenidin-3. The coding region runs from base 158 to 559 and encodes 133 amino acids. The transcript has a single exon. Lineage: Eukaryota; Viridiplantae; Streptophyta; Magnoliopsida; Cucurbitales; Cucurbitaceae. The record is from RefSeq and is a predicted model, not a curated record.
GAGCCAACUGCCCCUCCAUUACCUUCUUCCAUAAAUGCUUUUGCUGCCUUCCCACUAUCUUCUUACCCACUUUUAAUCUCUGCCCAAUCCCUCACUUUCCUCUCCCAAACAUUUUGCAAAUUCCACAAAAAGAAAAAGAAAGACAAAACAAAAAAUCAUGAAUCUCUUCAUCCCCAUUUUCCCAUUUCUCAUUGCCAUUCUUCUUCUCUCGCCGUCUAUCUCUCUCGCCACCGCCCGGAAGGACGGCGGCUUCGAUGGCAUGUUCGGACCCGGGAACGGAUUUGGCGACAUACCCGGCUUUGGAAAGGGUUGGGACAAGGGGAUCAUCGGCGGGGGAUACGGCGGCGGCUACGGUGGCCCCAAAGGCGGUUACGGCAAGGGUGGUAUCAUAAGAAAUUCUGUGGUUUGUAAAGUUAAGGGUCCUUGUUACAAUAAGAAGGUGACUUGUCCGGCUAAGUGCUUCUCCUCCUACAGCCGAUCGGGCAAGGGUUACGGCGGUGGAGGUGGCGGCGGUGGCUGUACCAUCGAUUGUACUAAGAAAUGUAUCGGCUAUUGUUAGGGAGGGGCGGUAAUGGCGGCGGCGGCUUCUGAGUGUUUUCUUUGACACGGCCGCUCGGUAGCCGGAAAGUACCUAUAAGUAGUAAUUAAGGUUUGCCUUAAUGGGAAAGAAAGGCUAUGUAUUGGAGUUUUACUAGAAGACUGAUAUAUAAACUAAUAGAAAUAUAUAAUUAUAAGUAAUGUUAUGUUGGUGUUUGGAUCGCUAUGUAUGAGUUUUUUAAAUUAUGGUUCUCUUGAAAUGUUUUGGAAUUGGGUUCUCUUUUCUGAUUUCA